CUUGAGCGAGUGUUUCCUCUUUCGGUUCAGGUUGUUGCCACUGUGAAAAACAAGUCUAACGCCGUCUCACGUUGUUUGUGUUGUCGUUUGAACCUACAGGACCUCUGUGUCGCUGUGUGUAACCCGGAGGAGGACGCUUAGCGUUAACAGAUUCUUUUUUCUUUUUUUUUUUGUUGUAACUUGCAUUGACUGCAGCAGCACCGCUUUGAGAAACCAUGUCUGAUUUAAUCCUGGUGCUCCUGAUAGUCGUGCUCCUGGUAUGUUUGAUUGUGACAGUUGGGGGAUUUCUGCUCUACUCGGGACUCCUGUCAGACGUGGUUAUAAAGACUGGGCCACCUCCUAUCAGGAAUGUUACCAUUGCUUAUAAGUUCAAAGAGGGAUCAUACAAGGACUGCGGUGCAGCUUACACAGAGAGCUGCAGCAUUGGGCCAAAGCUGAGCUCCAUCGGUGUCUUCUACGAUGACCCCAACCAGGUGAGAUCCCAGAACUCAGCACCUAGGCCAUCAGAGAAAUGUCGCUACGUGGUGGGCAGUGUCCUGUGUGAGGGUGAAGAGAAGCCCGAUGAAGAACUGCAGAAGCUGUAUGAGAAGUUUGGCUUCAAGGUGUUUUCUCUGCCAGAAGUGAGCCAUGCUGUGACCACCAGCUUCCCCUGCACUACGCCUCUGUCCCACGUACUGGGACCUUACAGGGUCUACCCGCGGCUCGCGUCUUACAUUGAGGAGAGGAAACUAUGUGCUUUCCCAACUAUUGAGAUCUGUGGUUCAGAUGCCAUCAACUAUAUGGUUCCACUGUCCCGUCAGACAGACUUCUUUGUUCCAGAGAUGAAGGAGGAUGUCAAAACAGAUGUGAAAGAAGAGGACUCGGACGAAGACAGAGGAACUGACAUCACAGGUGCUGAUUCCCACAGUGACGUGAGCUCAGUGAGCGGCGGCGUGCCCUGGGACAGCAGAGAGACAUCCCUGGCUGCCUCCACGGCUGCAUCCCUGGCCUCAUCCCUGCCUCUGAGGGACGUAAUGGAUGCAAACGAAGACAUUAAGCACAGGGACCACAGCGACAGAGACUCAAAUGAGUCUGUGGGCAGUGGCUCAUCCUUUGAAGAGCUUGACAUGGAUCAGGAGGAGCAGGAGGAGGGAGUAGAGAGGGAGGAGAAGGAAGAUGGGGAGGAGAAGGAGCUCCCUGAGGGUGAGGAUGGAGCUAGAGAAGCAGUUGAACUGCUGGCCGAAAAGAAAGAGUCCUUGGGGGAUGGAGAGGAGUAGGGAGGAUGCUGAAGAGAUAAGGGAUGAGGCCAUGUAACACUGGCAUGCUAGAGAGUUUCUCAGUUGCUGUUGCUGGUUAUCUGUCAUGUAAUCUUGUCGGAGGAUCUAAAGCUGUUGAUGCCAUGACCAACAUGCCAUAUUUUUGCGCCUUCUAAUUCUCUUUUUCAAGCCUGUACUUUUUGUUAUACUGUAAUCUCGUUUUUUUAAAAUAAUUCCUGAUCUAAUAUUUAAACUCUGUCAGGAUAUAAACUAAAUUAAAGUAAACCUAACUGUCUCUGCACAUGGUGUGCAUCAAAUGAGAAUCAAGAUUUGUUUAAGUCUAUAUUUCAUUUCAAACCGUAACUUUUUCAACUUGAAUCACCACCAUUCCUGGUCAGAUUAGAAGUGACGCUUCAGUUAAAGAUCCACAUCAAAGGAAUGACACUGGAUCAACAUACAGCAUCUCUUUGCCCAUGUGUGACAGUUGAUAUUGUACCCCACUUUCAAAGGCACGUCCCGAGGAAAUUUAUGUCACGUGUUUGUGUGCAUUACCUAACUUUAGUGUCUUGAUAUACAGUAAUGAUUGGGUUGAAAAUGUGCAGGAGCUAAUGCUGUAGAAUUUUUGGCGGACCUAUUUCAUUGUGGUAUAAUUUUUUUUUUUAACUUUGGAUAAUAUCUAUCACACAGGAAAUUCUGAAGUCUGGAGCAGAGAAAAAAAAACUUUCAUCAACCCCAGCACGGAGACCAGUGAAGUAACAUCACCGAAGUCUCCAAGUCACUAGGACAAGGGUUUAUAAUAGAAAUAAUAAUAGAAAAUGUUUUUCCCUUGGAUACUGUACAGAACUUUUUAUUGCCAUUCUGUGCUCACGUAAUUGCUUUUUUUUUUUUUUUUUAUUGUAAUCUUCUCUUCUAUAGUUGGUUAGUUACACCACUCUACAGUUCUGUUUGUAGACAAAAUUCACUCACUUCUAGAGACUAGCUGUGAUGUGUUCAUAGGAUGAAAUUGCUGGUGCUGUCAGAUAUGGGAAAUAAUGUACAGCACAUUGCCAUGGUUGUGUCCUUCUGUCGGUAAUAAAAUUUUCAAAUGAAAAGUCGAGUAGACAGGAAUCACUUGUGCAUAGGUGUUUUUGCACAAAAAAAUUAAGUCAUUCUACGUGGAUGUCUGUUAAAAACAGCCUCGAUUUUCUACGUUUUGUAACACAAAACUACACUGUUACUUCUGCACUCUUUCUCAACUGAGACAGAGAGAUGUAUCAAAGUGUGGGUGGCAGUGGGACAUGUUGUUGUACAGAAGUUAUCCAUGAGGCAGUAAGCUCCUUAUAACUUAAAAAGCUCUCUCUUAAAUGUUAACCACCUUCACAGUUUCACAUUGUAAUGGCUGCCAGUGCCACUGCUUGUUUGGAAAGUCACACACAUGGAAUUCAAAAGCUGUAUAAAAGAGAAAUGUCCAAAAACGAGCCAACAAUGGCAUACUGCGUUGAGAAAAGUACGCGCUGCCGUUGUAAGAUUUUCUUGAGGGAGUAAUUUCUCUUGGCACAUUUCAUCAGUGUGGAUGAAACAACACAAAUUUAUCUUAUCUGUAUCUUUGGGAAUCACAAACACUUCUUAGAAUAUUAUUACAAAAUGUCCAAAUUCUGUCGCCUUAGCAAGAGCUGCACUGAUCUGACCAAGCAUUUGAUUGAGCGGUUUGGCAUUUGUGUCACAAUAUACUUAAUCAGCUGUGUGUACACCAGAAGUGGAAGAAUACUGCAGACUACUCAUUUUUGAUGGACAUACGUGUUCCUUAGCCAGUGGUCCUUAAUGAGCAUCAUGACCUAUGAGUACAAAUGUUUUCAUUCAAAUCCAGCUCCAUAAUAGGCACAGUAAUUUUACUGAUUAAUACACCGUCCACCAGAGAGAGAAAAUGCCCUUCUUGUUCCCGGUCAGGCCGACAUGGUGGAUAUUAGCUUAUUGCACAUAUAUUGUAUAUUACAGAGAUAAUGUAUCAAAUGAUAUGUUUGCAUAACUUGUCCAUCAGAGAACAGUGACAGCUUUUAUUUUUCAUCAGUUAAUUGUCCAGCUCCUUACAUGUCUUAGUCACAGUUCUCUGCCAAAAAAAAAAAAAAAAAAUCAAGGGAGCAUUAUGAGAAAUGUUUGUUUAUGUUAUGUGUUUAUGCAUAAAAA
Toxotes jaculatrix (banded archerfish) is the source of this 3398-nucleotide messenger RNA. It is a transcript of the gene tex264a, whose product is annotated as testis expressed 264, ER-phagy receptor a. The coding region runs from base 216 to 1256 and encodes 346 amino acids. Gene Ontology annotation, biological process: protein-DNA covalent cross-linking repair; reticulophagy. The transcript is spliced from 4 exons. The record is from RefSeq and is a predicted model, not a curated record. Lineage: Eukaryota; Metazoa; Chordata; Actinopteri; Toxotidae. Gene Ontology annotation, cellular component: replication fork; endoplasmic reticulum membrane; nucleus.